ACUUGAACAAGUUUGAAUUGCGAUUGAACGGAAAAUAUAUUUUAAAUGAAGUCAUUUUUUGACAACGUCUUAGACAUGACUCAUGACGGUUUGGAGUAUUUUGAAAUUUACAUGUGCCAUAUUGUAAAAUAUACUCAUCGUUGAGCGCCUAUCAUCAACCCGAAUUUUAGCACUGUGCCACGUGUAAAUUACCAUGUUUUUUAAAUCCGGUGUGACGGGCAACCUAUCAGGUAUUGCUUUCCGAUUAGGUGUAAUAAUAUAAUAAUAGGUGAUAAGAUGAGAAUUCUACAUUUGACUAAUAUUUUAUCUUCUUUGUGAAAUAAAUCUUGCGAUAAAAGUUUACAUUCCAUUUUCGAUAGGAAAAAAACAUGGUAUGUGUUAAAUUGUUUUGAGUUUAUCUUUCGAUGUUUACAAAACGGGUGUUAUAUUUUUUGAAUUUAUAUUUUCUUUGCUUUGGAUAGCUGGAUAAAACAAGGAAGUGUUGUGAUCACAUAUUUAGCGUUGAAUAUGGAGUAUUGGUGAAAUUAAACUAUUUCAUGAUUUUUACUGAAAAAAAGCAACAAAACAACAAGAUGAAUUUUCAAAGUUCAAUAGUUUGGAUUGUCACAUUAGUAUGUUUUUGUUUCGUUAAUUGUUUAUCAACAGAAGACUGGCAUUUCCGAGGACAAAAUAUAGCCUUACAUAAAGAAGCUUCCCAAAAACCUGGGUCUUACAGAGACAUGGGAUCCUCUAUAGAAGGUUAUACGGCGAAUUUAGCAGUGGACGGUAAUGAUAAUAAUGAUUUCAACAACGGCAGUUGUACACAUACCGACGGAUCAGUAUUUUUAGAGAAUAAUCAAUAUAUUGUCCAAUGGUUGGUCGUACUUGGUGAUGACUAUUAUGUCACUGGUAUUGUCAUUGUAAAUAGAAAAGAUGUACGUGCAAGAAGACGUCUUAAAAGUUUUUACGUUGUUGGAUAUAACAAACACUUAUGCCUGGCAGCAAAUGGCUAUUGGUGUGUGAUAUACGAUGACAGUAUGCAAAACAAAUAUUUGAUGGAAAAGAUUAAGAUAACUGUAGAUGGUACUAGGUCGUUUUCUAAGAUUGCUAUAAAUCUUCCUGUUCAUGAUGGUUUAACCUACCUGACUCUGUGUGAAGUAAAGGUCUAUGCAGUGGGCUGUUACCAACAAAUACAAAACGGCAAUUUAGAUCAAAACUAUCAGCAAUACAACGUGCACUCAAACGUUUCUGUCGUUUGCAAUGCUGAUUAUGAACCAGAAAAGUCUGAAAUUACAUGUGAAAUUACAGGACUCUGGAGUAGUAAACCUACAUGCAAUAUAAUUCAAUGCCCUCAUCCUGGAAAUCCAGAAAAUGGAUAUUACAUUAAAAAUCAUAGUAAAAGUGAUGAUGUACUGGAACCAAGUAAGCCAUUGCAAAUAGGUAGCACUAUAUAUCCAGUCUGUAAUAAGGGAUAUGAGAAUAAUAAAACUGAGGGUAGACAGUGUCAGAAUCACAAAGAAUGGAGUGGUCAUUCACCAGUAUGUAUGAAAAAGCAAUGUCAGUAUCCUAUGUCUAUUAGCAAUGGAGAAUAUCGUUUUGUAAACAAUACUGAAUAUAAAAGUGGGUCUGUAUAUUACAACACAUCUAUCGUUGUUAUUUGCAAAAAAGGUUAUUACGUAAGUGGUCACUUGAAACACGUUUGUGGUGAUAUGAGAAAAUGGGAAGGAAUCUCUAGCUGUGAAAUUGUUAAAUGUGAUUACCCAGAAAUACCAAACAAAACUGUGUCUGUAAUGAAAGAGUCAAAUGGUAUGCUAACACCUUAUACCAGUGGCCAGUCACGCUACCUAGACAAAAUAAUUAUGACUUGUCGGAUAGGUUAUGUCUUGAAGACAUCUUCAUCUAAAAGCCGACAAUGUUUAGAAACUAAACUAUGGAGCGGAGGACCGGGCAAAUGUGUUUUAGUUACAUGUAAAGAACUUGGGAAGCUGAAAGGUGGAACAUAUAACUAUACAAACGUACCGUCUUCUGGAGAAUAUCCUUACCAAACAGAGGUUACAGCCUAUUGUCAUGAACCAUUUACACUAUUAGAUCCUCAAAACAGGAGCCGUCGCUGUAACGAGAACGGGGAGUGGGAUAGUUUACCAUCUGUAUGCAUUCAAACAGAAACAGCUGCUGCUGCUGCUGUCAAAAGUACAUAUGCAGGAUUAUUUGGGGGUGUAUCAGCAGCGGCUGUGGUGAUUAUCAGCAUAGUUAUUGUCGUCUGUUUCUUUUUUUAUCGAAGAAGACGGAUAAAAGGCAAUGAAACUGGAAAGCCAGAUCCAUAUGCACAGCUGUGGAAAGGAAACAAUAACGAACGCAUUUCAAACUCACAGGAUGGUGUUUAUUCGGAGAUUCAAGAAGAAAGUUUCAAUUCAAUAACUGAAAGCAAAUCAUCGAAUACUAAAAGUGAUGGGACGUACAGCAAUGUAAUGAAGAAGACGACAAACAAAAAUAUCAUAAAACAUUCAAACCAAAGUUCGGAUUCAAAGUUCGAUUUACAGUCAGAACCUUACUACAGCUUCACAGAUGUUAACAAUGUUCCUAAAACUGCAAAACUUGUAAAGGAUCUUUCUGAUCUGAUUCUGACAGGCUCAGAUGCCAAGCGGAAUUUUGAGACAGAGUUCAAUGCACUUCCUCGAGAAAUGAUUCAGCCCCACGAAGCAGCAUUGGAAAAGAAGAACAUAAUUAAGAAUCGAUAUAAGAACCUCUAUGCUUAUGAUGACACACGUGUUGUAUUAAAAACUGACGAAGCAUCACAGUCGGAUUAUAUUAAUGCCUGCUAUGUGAAUGGUUUCGCGACAUCUAAACAGUAUAUAGCAUCACAAGGACCGACGAAGGAAUUAUUAUUGGACUUUUGGAGAAUGAUAUGGCAAGAAGAGAGCUCAAGGAUUGUUAUGCUUACAAAUCUGAUGGAAGAGGGGAAGGAAAUAUGUGAGCAGUAUUGGCCAGAAGAAGGAACCAGUCUUGUGUUCGGCAAAAUUAUUGUACGCACACAGAAAAUUGACAAUUUCUCACAAUUUGUGACAAGGACCUUUCAAGUGAUAAAGGAAGGUUCGAAACAAAAGCCACGGACUGUAACACAGUAUCAUUUCACUGCAUGGCCAGACAAAGGUGUUCCGAAAUAUGCAUCUUCACUUGUACAAUUUAUUAACAAAGUGAAAUAUGACUCAGUCGAACAGAAUGGACCCAUUGUUGUACAUUGCAGUGCUGGUGUGGGAAGAACUGGAACAUUUAUUGCACUUGACUUUCUGACUGAACAAGGAAAAGCCCUGGGCUAUAUUGAUGUUCUUGGAACUAUUUCUGCGUUUCGGUCACAACGAGUAUGCCUAGUACAAACUCUGGACCAGUAUAUUUUUGUUCAUCAUGCUCUUGUUGAAUCUUUGAUGCUGCCCACAUCGGCACUACCGGCCUAUAAAUUUCCAGAAGCAUUUCAGGAACUACUUCAGAUAGACACAAAAAAGAAAAAGUCGAAAUUAAUUCUAGAGUUUGAGACUUUAAAGAAAGUAUCUCCGGUGGCCGAUGAAGAUGGCUACGUAUCAUCUAAACUUGUCAGGAACAGACGGAAGAAUAGAUAUUCCAACGUGCUUCCCGUCGAAGAGUUCAUGCCAUCUUUGCUGUCAUCUUAUUCAGAUAGUGACAACAGAUACAUAAAUGCUGUAUUCUUGCCGAGUUACAAAGAAAGAAAAGCCUUUAUCAUAACACAAACACCACUGGAAACCACAAAGGAGGAUUUCUGGGAUCUCAUAUGGGAACAUGAUGUCCACACUAUCGUUAUGAUGAAUAAUUUAAAAGAAUCUGUGGAUUCUGAGAAGUAUUGGCCUGAGAAAGGUGAAUGUGUUACAUUUGGUAACAUAGAGAUCACCGAAGAUGGUGUCGAAAAGAAAAGCCAUCACCAACUUGUAUCACUGUCAGCAAAGAAGCAUAAAUUGACCCGUAAGAUCAAACAGAUUCGGUGUGGGGGAUGGUCCUACAAUAAUAGUUUACCAGACUCCCCAGAUGUUAUACUAACACUGUUAGAAAUUGUUAAAGUAUGGCAGCGACAGUCUGGUCAUCAUACUAUUGUUGUACAUUGCAUGAAUGGUGUGGACAAAAGUGGUUUGUACUGUGUGAUAUCAGCAGUUAUAGAACGCUUACAGAUCGAACAGGACGUGGCAAUAUCCCAGGUCAUUGAAGAAAUGAGGAGCGCUAGAGAACAGAUUAUACCCUCUGUGGAGCAAUACAAGUUCUGUCAUGAGGCUGUCCUUGAAUUCAUACACCAGUUUGAUACAUAUUCAAACUUUACUGAGUGACAAUGACAUUGUGCUGCUAGAAUUGUUGUGGUUUAACACUGACAAGAGACAAGAAACUUUCAAACCUUAAAGACAUUUUUGAAUUAUUUGAUAUGUAUAUAUACGUAUAUGCCUUUUGCAUUUCUGACUCAAUCAAAGCGAGUCUGUAUUUUACAUGUAAUUUUGUUGUGCUCAAUGCUUCUGAGGUAUCACCCUUUCCCCAUAUCUCUGUAUAAUAUAAGAUUGUGAAAUAUUCUUUAAAAGAUGUAACUAUUGCCAAAUGAGAAAACAAUUCAUUAUCAACAUUGGUUACUUCUCAAUAAUAUUCAAAAUGGAGUAAUACAUUAUUGCAUUUUAAUCAAUGCAUAAGAAAGAAAUAUAUAGUGGGUAAAUUAUAUAAUAUAUUGAUUUCGACUGCAACAUUUUGUUACACUAUUUUAUUAUUUAAUUAUUUGCACG
Messenger RNA from Ruditapes philippinarum (Manila clam), 4745 nucleotides. Its product is annotated as receptor-type tyrosine-protein phosphatase T-like. NCBI's taxonomy places the organism in Eukaryota, Metazoa, Mollusca, Bivalvia, Venerida, Veneridae. The coding region runs from base 537 to 4307 and encodes 1256 amino acids. The record is from RefSeq and is a predicted model, not a curated record. Gene Ontology annotation, molecular function: protein tyrosine phosphatase activity. The transcript is spliced from 23 exons. Gene Ontology annotation, biological process: protein dephosphorylation.